AUCAUUUUUAUGGUUCAAUUGUAAUGAAUUCUCAUAUUCUAUUAUAGGGAUGAAAAGAAGCAACUAGCAAUUAGCAAUCUUGCACUUCUCAUGAUAGAAAUCGUUCUAUUAACUGAAUAUUCUUAUAUGAAUGAACAUCCUCAUCGAAAUCAAAAUUUGACCUAUGUGAGAUUCGCAAUUUCCGGAUAAGUUUUCAUGAUGCUCGCCUUUAUGGGGUUGGUUGCAACUUACUUCUUCUAACACAAAUACAUAAAAUUUGGAAUCUAUGGAAGUCUAUUGUUAGGUUUUAUAUUAGUUUUUAUCGGUAUGAUAGUUGGGGCAAAAUAGGUAAUCCAUUUUUAUAUAAAUUUAGUAUAAAGGUGGUUAUGACACCAUUGCAUCAACUUGGUGGAUUGAAGUAGGAUUAACUAUCUUAGGCUUUUUGAAUUUCAUCCGAGCCUUUAGUAAUGAACCAUAACUUAAUGAAGAGUAUCAGAGAUAAGUGUGAGAUUUAUUCAUAUGCAAUCAAUUCUACAAAUU
This is a messenger RNA of Paramecium octaurelia, 519 nucleotides long. The record is from the annotation of a GenBank genome assembly. NCBI's taxonomy places the organism in Eukaryota, Ciliophora, Oligohymenophorea, Peniculida, Parameciidae.